GGGCCAGCAGCGGCGCGCCGGGCGAACGCAGGGGGUUCGAGUGCAGGCUGGGUGAGCGCCUCUUUCCCUGUCCAUGUCGGUGCCGAGUGACGGCCCGCCGUCUUGCCCCGGUGACGCUAGACCACCUUGUGGAGGCGGAGCUGAGGGCGCCGCCGCCACCUCCUCCUCCUCCCCCGCCCCUUCUCCUCUUCUCCCCUCCCCGCUCCCUCCUCCCUCCCCGCACAUAAGCGGCAGGCUGCGCCCAGACGGCCGGCACAGCCCGGCCGCCAUGGAGACUGCCGUGCAUGUCCCGAGCGGCGCCCCUGCCGUGCCCAAGCUCGCCGUCUACGUGGACGAGAACGACGUGGUGCCCGGGGCCCUGCGGCUGGUGGGUCGGCUGAGACCCCACUGGGACAUCGGACGGGUGAAGACCAAGUUAUUUACAGAUGGAAUCACAAACAAGCUAGUUGGCUGCUAUGUGGGGAACAGUAUGGAAGAUGUUGUCCUGGUGAGAGUUUACGGGAACAAGACUGAGCUGUUUGUGGAUCGAGACAACGAACUGAAGAGUUUUCAGGUCCUACACGCCAAUGGUUGUGCUCCAAAGCUCUACUGCACUUUCCAGAACGGCCUCUGUUAUGAGUUCAUGCAUGGAAUAGCACUAGGUCCACAGCACGUGCGAGAACCAGCCCUGUUCAGGCUCAUAGCGACUGAACUGGCAAGGAUUCAUUCUAUUCAUGCCCACAAUGGCUGCAUUCCUAAACCCAAUCUCUGGGUGAAAAUGCACAAGUACAUGGCUCUUGUCUCCACUGAGUUCACACCAGAAGCCAAAAACACCAGGAUUCAGAAAGAAGUGCCACCUUUGCAGACAUUGGAGAGAGAAAUGACGUGGAUGAAACAGUACCUGUCGGAGCUGAACUCUCCCACAGUACUUUGCCACAAUGAUCUUCUUUGCAAGAACAUCAUCUACAACGAAAAGGAAGGUUGGGUGAAGUUUAUUGACUACGAGUACUCCAGCUAUAAUUACCAGGCUUUCGAUAUUGGAAAUCACUUCAAUGAAUUUGCAGGGGUGAAUGAGGUAGACUACUCUUUGUACCCAGAUGAGUCCUUGCAGAUGCAGUGGCUGAGAACCUACUUGGAAGCGUGUAAACAAUUUACCAAGAAGGGAGGCGAGGUAACUGACAAUGAAGUGCAUACCCUUUAUGUACAAGUCAACAAAUUCUCCUUGUGCUUUUGCUUUCAGGCAUCUCAUUUCUUCUGGGGGUUCUGGGCAUUGAUUCAAGCAAAGUAUUCCACAAUAGACUUCGAUUUCUUAGGGUACAGUGUCCUGAGGUUUAACCAGUACUUCAAGAUGAAGCCUUGUGUCACUGCUCUUCAGACUCCGGUGUGAAAUGGUGUUCCAUUGCCAUGGUGCACAAUCACCCCUUGGUGGUCCUAUCAUUAUACAACCUCACUUCCUCUUCAAUUUAUUGAGCCUAAUCCCUGCAGUUUGAGAUUGCAAGCUAGACCCCACCCCCAGGUUCUUGACCUGUGCUCAUUAUGGGCAUGGCCCUGGAGAAUCAGCCAGGUGGUCUGUGCCCAGAGUCUUGGCUUCUCUUAGUUUGAGCCUGGGGUCUAAGACGAACGCAGUCCUUCUGAGCCCUAGUCCCCUUUUUUUUUUCUCCAUUGCUUCCCUGUCAUGGCCCCCAUAAAAUUCCAGAGUUUAAUCACAUUCCAGAUCUUGUUUGCUCUCAAUGGGGACCAAAUUGAGUAAUCUGAAAAUGUGGCAGUGGGUGGGAGGGGGGUUAUGGUGCACAGUGUGGAGGGGUGGUGGUGUUUUUGAUCAUUGACUAUUUCGAGGAACAUUGGUUAUUGAGCCUUUGCCACCCUCAUCACAGGGAGGUUUAGACUGACAGCAACAUCAGCAGCUCAAAGGCUGGCAGGAAUCUCUGAAGCUGCUUCAGAAAUAACAACAUCCCACCCCUGCCACCAAGCAUGAGGGGUCAAUAAAUCUGUUGUAGUUUUAUUAAUAAGGUGUGUGAGAACAAGCGGGCGUGAGAUUUGAAACUCGGGCAGUGCGUGCACUGUCCCAUCCAGCUCCCUGACACUGGGUGGGGUUGACUGAAAGUGAAGAGGGUCGGUGGCGCAUGUGACCCAUAGAUGCAGAGCAUGCACACAGAGAUGGCUAGCUGCUGGAGGGCGGGUGGGGGGGAGGCAGACGUUUGGCUAAAACUGUGUAUAUACUUGAACUGCUACGUAAUGAUAAUGUGUCCUGAGAUGACAACUCUUCAGAUGGUUUUGGUUUCUAGCAGAGAUGGAGACUGGAGGGGCAAAAGGCUGAAAGGUUAUUGAGCUGAAACUUCCUUUCCCUCACUCAACUACACUGCACACAAGAGGUGAUACAUAGUGGUCAAUUAACUUACCACCCACAAGUAGUCACAGAAAGGGUAUGUAAAUCCCUCUGAGGUCAGGAAUGACCCUGGGAGGAAACCCAUGUAGUCAUAGUAAGCUCAGUGCAGUUGCCACCGGAGGUCAGGAGCAAACCUGAGUGCCUAGUGUUUAGCCAGCUCCUCUCUGACACACUAAAGCAGUUGCUGCCUAACCAGCUGAGUCCAUUCAGGAUCUUCUCUUAUUUCAGUGGUGACAGGUUGAGAGGUGUCCUUUGCAGUACACACUGCUUCUGCUCUAAAGCUUGUACCGUCUGACAGCUCACUCUCUCAUCAACAAAACACCAGUGGGAAAUGUGUGUUGUAAUGCAUACAAAACGCUGGAGGAACUCAGCAGGUCAGGCAGUAUCUAGGGAGAGGAGUAACCAGUCAGUGUUAUGAGCAGACACUCUUCGGUCCUGAUUGAUUCCUCUCCAUAGAUGCUGCUUCAUCUUUUGAGUUCCUUUAGCAUCUUGUGUGUGUGUGUGUGUGUGUGUGUGUGUGUGUGUUACUUGGGAUCUGCAGAAUCUUCCAGUUACGAUGUUAGUUACCUCACAAUGUGCAUUUCAGAAUCAGAUUUAUUAUUGCUGUCUUACAUGCCAUUUAAAAAAAAAUUGUUUUGCAGUGCAAAAACAUAGAUAUUUCUGAUCAAUCUGCGACUUCCCUUCAGUGUUACAGAGCGUUUGUAUUUUAGCCAGCUGUAGGCCUUAGCUGAACUAUCCUGCUACUCUGAGUAGAUGGGAAGCUUGUAUUACUGUUAUUUGGACGAAUGACCCCCCACUGAAGUUAUUGAAUAGUUGUGGUGGGGGAGGGGAGUAUUUUCUCAAUUCUUCAGGAUGAUUGUAACCUUGGCUUGGCUACAAUAGAGGUGUGGCAUUUGAGUGGUACAUUAGAAGUUUUCCCAAGCCAUCAUCCAUUUUGAGCUGGUGUGAUGUGAUGCUGUCAGACAAAGUCUACAUGCUGCACUUGCAUGCAUUUGUGUUGCCCAGUGUGACCACCUGCUUAACACCAGAAUUCCAGUGACUUUACCAUUUCAUACUGUCAUGAAUGUCUACAGACCCAUCUGUCAACUCACACUUCACACCGCCUUCAUCAACAAAAUCAGCUUCAUCGAACUAUUUGGAGAGGGUCUUGGGUGACAGUUUUAUACAUUGGAUAGCCCAUGUAAUAGAAGCAAUUUGUAUUGGCAUUAGUCAGCCCUGCUGUGACAAUAUAGCUUCAUAUCACAAUCCUCUCUGUUCUAUUUGUAAAUGAUAGACAAAUAUGGUCCCUUUUUAAUAUUAAAAAAAAAUUUUGUUUGUGAAGUUAGGCAGGAGUGAGGGAGCACUGAACUGGCCAUUAUCAUUUAAAGGCAGCCUGACUGAACAGAACAAAUUAGGGAAACGAACCCACUCUGUCUGGCCCUUGUUUUCCUUGAUUAGCUCCUGCCCCUUUCCAAGCACAACAGAAUGACAAAGGAGAUCGUAAAGAGAAGCAGGAACAUAAAUGGGUCUGUCUACACUUGAGGUAAUUGUGGUUAAUAUCACCUUCCUACCUCUUGCCGUCACCUCCCACCCCAGCCCUGAACUACUGUUUCUGAUACCCAUCAGCCACCUCCAUUACUUUCAGCUCAUCUCUCAAUACGUGUCCAGUUCCUAACCCAGAAGCUGAGUGUAAAGAUGUCUUUCAAACUGAUUACUGGAAUGCAGGUCUGCUGUACAUUUUGUAAUUACAAUGCUGCAAUUUUUGUUGUUGUAAUGCCUGUUUAUAAACUAGUGAACAAUAUUUAUCAGUGUGUAUACUUUGUCCAGUUUUAGACUGAGCGGAAGUUUUGUUUUUCUUUUAGUGUCUGAUUAAUGAAGGGUGAACUUAACCUGUGAAGCACUGAAUCCAAGAUUCUCUUCUAAAAAAAAAUAGAGAUUUAAUUUAAUAUGUGAUUCCAGCUACUGGUUGGUGGACUGGUGGUUCCUUUAUUCAGGAGGGUCGCCUUUUCUUGUAUCAAGCAGAUUCCAGAGUGGGGAAGAUGUGGGUCAGUAACAGAGAGAACAAGAAAUCUGUAUUCUGUUUUGCCUAGCUGUUCAUAAACUUAUGAUGGUGAAGGAUCUGAUGACUAAAAGAGAGCACCGAAACUUUCAGAUCUCAAACCUGAGGAACUUUAGCCACAGUGGACUGGCUUGUGAAUUCUAAUCAUGCUGUGAUCAGUUUUACUAAACUAUGCGCACAAGUAAUAUGUUGAUCGGAUUUUGUUAGACUAAAUCCUUGCUAUUGGAUGAUCAUAACUAUUUAUGUGGCCACAUGAUGCUGGGGGGGUGUGGGGGGGAGCUGUCUGCUGCCUCGAGUGCGAGAUGACCCUGGAUAAAAGUGGCGGCAGAAAAGAUCUAAGACCUGAUGAAUUUGUCUACCUCCUGUGGAAUUCAAACGUUUUGAGGUUACUGCUAAUAACCGUGUAAAUAAAAUAAUCAGUGAAAGAU
This is a messenger RNA of Hypanus sabinus (Atlantic stingray), 4831 nucleotides long. RefSeq names its product ethanolamine kinase 2 (gene etnk2). Gene Ontology annotation, molecular function: ethanolamine kinase activity. The record is from RefSeq and is a predicted model, not a curated record. The transcript has 8 exons. Gene Ontology annotation, cellular component: cytoplasm. The coding region runs from base 74 to 1366 and encodes 430 amino acids. Gene Ontology annotation, biological process: phosphatidylethanolamine biosynthetic process. NCBI's taxonomy places the organism in Eukaryota, Metazoa, Chordata, Chondrichthyes, Myliobatiformes, Dasyatidae.